AUGCUCGGCGCAAGUGAAGCAGGUUUGGUGAGCAGGGAGCGAGAGAAGCAGCGCACCACAACCAAUACGUCUUUUUGAACUUGCGGUGCCGAUGGGUCGAGCCCAGCGCAAGCGCGCCGCGCCGCAAGCCCAGGCAGCGCCGCCGCCGAAGGCCUCGGCCGCGAAGCGCAAGAAGGCGCAAAAGCUCCGACAAAAGGCCGACGCGCUCGAAAAGCGGGCCGCCCUUUACGCGGCGCUCGCCGACAACGGCGCGUCGGGCGACGACCUGCGCGUCGUCCGCGCGGCCGUCGCGGGCGCGCGCGCGGGCGGGACGGCGCGUCAGCGGGCCACGGCGGCGCUGCUCAAGGAGCGGCGCGGGCUCGCGCUGGACGCCGACGACGCGGACGCUUUGUACGCGCGCGGCGGCGCGAAGCGCGCGCGCCUCGACGUCGGCGGCGACGACGCGGGCGGCGGCGACGCGGCGGCCGGCGGCGGCGACGACGCCGCCGCGGCGGGCGGCGAGUCGAGCGACGACGGCUCGUCCGCGGGCGACGAAGCCGCGCCGCCGCCGCCGCCGCCGCCGCCGACCGACGUCGCCGCCGCGAUGAUGCGCCAGCUCGCCGCGUUGCAGGCGAAGCCGGCGCCGCCGGAGAAACCCAAGGAGGCGCCCGCCAGUGCCGACAUCGACGCGCCGACGGCGCGGCGGUCGGCAACGGAACCCACCGGUCGAUGCGACGCAGGCGCCCGUCCCGGAGCCCGAGCUCCCGGGCCGGACGGGCUACGUGCCCGCUCCGCUCCGGCUGCCGGACGCGCUCACGAGCACGCCCUCCGCGGCGCCGCGCGCGCCCGCCGCGCGGCCCGCGUGGAUGCCGCGGGUCCGCCGCACCGCGGCGGAGCGCGCGGCGCGGCUGCGCCUCCCGGCGUGCGGCGCCGAGCAGGAGAUCGUCGACGCGGUGCGCGGCGCGGACGUCGUCGUCCUGAGCGGCGCGACGGGCUCGGGCAAGUCGACGCAGGUGCCGCAGUUCCUCUACGAGGCCGGGCUCUGCGGGCCGCGGGGCCUGCGCGUCGUCGCCACGCAGCCGCGGCGCGUCGCCGUCGUGGCCACCGCGGAGCGCGUCGCGCGCGAGCUCGGCGCGGCCGACCCCGGCGCCGCGCGCGACGCGCUCGUCGCCUACCGGACGCGCUACGACCGCGGCGGCCUGGGGCCCGCGACGCGCCUCGUCUUCGAGACCGACGGCGUCCUGCUGCGCGAGCUCGAGCGCGACCUGCUGCUGCGGGACUACGGCGCCGCCGUCGUCGACGAGGCGCACGAGCGGUCGCUGACGACGGAUUUGCUGCUGGGGCUGCUGGGGCGGAGCGUCGCGCUGCGGCGGGCGGAGUUCGAGCGGGCGCGCGCGGCCGGGGAGCCCGACGUCCUGGCGCCGCUCAAGGUCGUCGUCAUGUCCGCGACGCUCGACGCGCGGGCGCUGUCCCGGCGGGAGCUCUGGCCCGCGCCGCCGCGCCUCGUCGAGCUCGAGGGCCGGCAGCACCCCGUGAGCGUCCACUUCGCGCGCGAGACGGUGCUGGAGGACUACGCGGGCGCGGCGCUGGAAGUCGUGAGGCGCGUGCACCGCGAGGCGGCCGACGACGGCGCGAUCCUCGUGUUCCUGACCGGGCGGCGGGAGAUCGAGGCCUUCUGCGGCGAGCUGCGUUCAGAUAGGACGCUGGACGUCCGGCCCCUCUACGCGCAGAUGGCGCUGGAGGCGCAGCGCGAGGCGUUCGCGCCGACGCGGGCGGGCCGCGCGCGCAAGGUCGUCGUGGCGACGGACGUGGCGGAGACGUCGCUCACGAUCCCCGGUGCGCGGCCCGCGUCGGGGCGCCGUCGACUCCGCCCGACCGCCCGCCCGCCCGCAGGCGUCGUCCACGUCGUCGACUGCGGCCGCGCGAAGCGGCAGGUCGUCGUCGACGCCGCGUCCGGCGCCGUCGCCCACCGCGUCGGCUGGAUCAGCCGCGCGAACGCCGACCAGCGCAGCGGCCGCGCGGGGCGCACGCGGCCGGGCCACUGCCACCGGCUCUACAGCUCGGCGGUCUACGCGGAGACGUUCGAGGCGUCGGAGAAGCCGGAGCUGCUGCGCCUGCCGGUGGUCGACGUCGUCCUCCGGGUCAAGGCGCUGGGCGUGCGCGACCCGUCCGCCUUCCCCUUCCCGGACCGCCCCCCCCCCGCGAGCGUCGAGGCGGCCUGCGAGUCGCUCGCGCGCCUGGGGGCCCUGGAACUGCGCCGGCCGUACGCGCGGGCGCCGCUCUCGGAACUCGGCAGGGCGCUGGCGUCGCUCCCCGUCGGCGCGCGCCACGCGGCGACGCUCGCCUACGCGGGCCGCGUCGCCAAGGGUCUGGCGGCCGCCAAGCGGGACGCGUUCGCCGCACUGGCCGUCGCGUGCGUCGCGGCCGCCUCCGAGCGGUCGCCGUUCCGCGACGGCGCGGCCGAGGGCGAGCGCCGGGCCUUCCGCCACCCGCUGGGCGACGCCCACGCGCGGCUGCUCGCGCUGGGCGCCUACGCCGCGGCCGCCGACCGGGCCGCGUGCUGCGCCGCGCGGGGGCUGGACGAAGGCGCGCUGGGCCGCGCGGUCCCGUCCCCGGCGUCCCGCGCGCGGGGCCGCCAGCCGACGGCCCCGUCGCCUCCGCCGCGCAGGCGCGCCUCUACGAGUCGCUCCGCCGGUCCUGCGUCAAGGCCGGCGUCUUCGCCGCCGUCCCCGCCCUCGCGGCGCUCGCGCCGGCGUCGGCCGCCGCCGACGCGCGCCUCGCCCGGUGCCUCGCGGCCGGCGGCCUCGACCGGGUCGCGCGGCUCGCGGAGCCCGCUCGGGUCGUCGAGGCGGCGCGGCGGGACGCCGCGUCGCGGGGCGAGCGCUGGGACCCGCGGUCGCUCGACGCGUACCGCCGGGACUGCGCCUACGAGCCGCUCGGCGGCGGCGGCUUCUGCUACGUCCACCCGGCCUCCGCGGCGCACGCGCGGACGCGCGCCGACCUGCCGGAGUUUGUCGUGUACGCGACCGUCUCCUCGGCGGCCGGUCGCCGGCGCCUCGAGGGCGUGACCGCGGUCGAGGGACGGCACCUGGCCCGGCUCGGGCACGGCUUCGUCGAGCUGGGCGGGCCGUGCGCGUCGCCGGAGCCGACGCUCGCGGGCGGCGUCGUGCGCGCGUUCCGGCGCGCGGCGCUGACGCGACGCGGCGAGGCGUGGGCGCUGCCGCUCGCGCGCCCCCGCGUCGACCGCCGCGCCGUCGACGCGCGGACGCGACGGUCGCGCAGGUCAGCGCGGCGCUCGACGCCUUCUCGGAGGAGGACGCGGCGGACGUCUGCGCGCGCGUGGCGCUCGCGCGCUUCGGGGGCGACGACCUGCUGGAGCCGCGCGAGCGGACGGUGCCCCUGGACGGGGCCGCGCCGACGGCGCGGGGCCUCGCGCUCCGCCGCGCGCUGCGCGGCGUCGGCGACGGAGGGCUCGUGGGGGCGCUGCGGGGCGGCGGCGCGCGGGCGGCGUUCCUGGCGUGCGUGCGGCCCUCGCGGCGCGCGGCGGCCGCGGAGCGCCUCGACGCCCCCGCGGAAUAAGUGUUUGCGCCUGGCACCCCUCCUCCCGGCCCGCGCGGGGACGGACGGGCGUGCGGUCGAGGCGGCCUAGCAAUGAAAUAAAUUAUACGUAUAAGCCUGGGCGAAAAGCGUCAAGCGCUCAUUAUUGUGUGUCCUCCGUCCUCCGAGUCGAUUUCUAAUUGAUUUAUUUCUUCAUUUAUUCAUGUAACCCCACGCGGUCGGCGGCGGACACCGUGACGUCGUUUCGCCCUCGUUCUGCAAGGAGGCGCUCUUCGCGCCCGGAAGUCGAGCCAUGGCAAUGGAUCAUCCGAGUCCACUAGGCAAUUCCAAGGUAUAAUACCUAA
This is a messenger RNA of Pelagomonas calceolata, 3881 nucleotides long. The record is from the annotation of a GenBank genome assembly. NCBI's taxonomy places the organism in Eukaryota, Pelagophyceae, Pelagomonadales, Pelagomonadaceae.